CUAGUAAUUAAAAUCGGAUAUACCUCUGUGAAAUGAAAACAGUGUCACUUGGCUGUCUUCAGCAGCACACGGAGAUUUAGACAGCUGGACUAAAAUAUCAUUAGCCUUUCUAACGUAACAUUUGGGACAUAAUUUUAUGAACUAAAGGAACAAAAUCAAAUAAGAGGGAGAUCGUAUACUAUGUAAAUUUGAAAAUCCAGAGUUCAGAACACAGUAAAACAUUAAAGCAUCGAAAAGGAACCUCUCCUGUCAUGAACCAGGAACUGUAGCACCCACUUCCACCCUGUCAGACUUUCUCUUUCUGAAACGCCACGUCUCCUGACGUCACUGCCGCACCUGAGUCGCCAUCUUGGAGCUGGAGAAGUAGAGGAAAAACGGAAAGUAAGCAAGAAGGCUUGAUUGAAGGAGGCAGUUUAAAGGAAAAGACUGUAUUAACAAACGGUUUGAACUUCUUUUGAAAGAUCCAAUUUCUUAAGUGACAGCAAUGAAUCCUGAAUAUGACUACCUUUUCAAGCUUCUUUUGAUUGGAGAUUCUGGUGUUGGAAAGUCAUGUCUUCUCCUUCGAUUUGCAGAUGACACGUACACAGAAAGCUACAUCAGCACAAUCGGUGUUGAUUUCAAAAUCAGAACCAUUGAAUUGGAAGGCAAAACCAUUAAAUUGCAGAUAGAAUCGUAUAACAAUGUGAAGCAGUGGCUGCAAGAAAUAGACAGAUAUGCCAGUGAAAAUGUUAACAAACUUCUAGUAGGGAACAAAUGUGACUUGACCGCAAAAAAAGUAGUCGAUUAUACAACUGCAAAGGAAUUCGCAGACUCCUUGAGUAUUCCAUUUUUGGAGACCAGUGCCAAGAAUGCUACCAAUGUAGAGCAAGCAUUUAUGACCAUGGCAGCGGAAAUUAAGAAACGAAUGGGGCCUGGAGCCACAUCAGGAGGAAACCAAACAACCUUCAAACCUGAUAGCACCCCUGUAAAACCUUCUGGUGGAGGAUGCUGUUAAAACGGACAAAUUAACAAGAACAGCACUGUACAUCUUUUUUACCUUUUAAAAAAGAAAAGCUUUUGAGUCGAUUACAACAGUUUGCCUACAGCUAAAACUGGAACCUAGGCUUAUUUUAUCACCAUCUUCAUAUUGGUUCCUAGGACUGCUUGUGGGCAAGCAACAGUAGUCGUCCUAAUCCAGAAAAACACGGAACUGCUGACAUUACUUGAUCUGUUUUAAACUUUGUCCUAUUUCUAACAUAUGUGCAUUUGUUAAGAGUGUGCAGUUUAUCUUGAAAAAUUAUCUUGUGAAGGGUUCUUUUUAGGACAUCAAAAGGGUAGAUAAACACUUUUGAAAUAAUUCCCAGUUCUUUAUGUAUGUAAUUAAGCAUCCAGAAAAUUCCACUGGUGGUCCCAGUUGUAAUACUGGUCACUGCAUUCAACUCGUAUUUACAUAUGUGUACAUAUAUAUAUGUAUAUACAUAUUAUAUAUAUAGAUAUAUAUAUCAAGAGAAUAUAAAGUAUUGGAAGUUGUAUGACUAAUUUGACCCUGAUGGAUGGAAAGGGCUAAACAUCAGGAUGUUGGAUAUGGGUUGAAUUAUGUAGUUUUCAUAUGAUCAUUUUUCAUUGUUUAGUCUGUGUCUGCCCCCUCUCUACUGUUGCAGUUUGGGAGCUGUGUAUUACAGUGUUCUUUUCAGAGUCCGUGUUGCUUUGAUUUUAUUCACUAGCUAAAUCUCUUUCAGGAUAGAAGAAAAGACUCACUUGCAUGUAUAUAUUAAAAAAAAAAAAAAAAAGAGGCAAGGGACGGCCAGUACUGUGUAUAGUUGAGAAGCGCAGUCCAUUCUUAGCGGUAAUUUACAUGGUCACAGUUUAAUACAUUACUUGAGUUCACUCAGAUUAGGUUGUCGGUUGCAUACAUUUCACUUGAUGGUCUCUUAUGUGGGAGCGCUGAAACAGAGCAAAAUAAAUAGAAAAUCAACCAGGACUCUUAAAUUCAGAAGUUCAUUUUUUUCUUUCUUUACUUAAUCUCAUGGUUUCAUAAGUUCAUAGCUAAUUACUAGACUACCUGCCUUAAUGGGCCAUUCUAAACCUAGCCAGUUUCCCUCCAAAAGGUGAGAAUCAAACACUGUAAUUUGUGUCUUUUAGUCAAGCACCUUAACUAUAAUACCCAACCGCAAGUUGAUUAUUUAAUGUUUGAUUUGUUAUUCAACAGACUGCUACAAAAAGUAAUUUCUUGCUAGUACUUUAGUAAAUGAGUAGAUAUUUGUCAGGGCACUUAUUGUUUGACAGUCACAGUAAUAGCAGAGAUAAUUAUACUCUAAUGUUAAGAUUCACAAAGCAGCAUUGCUUCUUGAAGCUGAUGUUCAGGGUUGGCUAUGUAGGUGACACAUUGUAGAAGACAUCCAUUCACCAGGUGUGACCCGGUGCGUGAUGCAUGUGUUUUGUAGCAUUGUAAUUUUUUUGCUUAACUAGUAUUUACAGCAAGAAUAUAAAUUUAUUUCAACAGUG
Messenger RNA from Protopterus annectens (West African lungfish), 2484 nucleotides. Its product is annotated as ras-related protein Rab-1B. The record is from RefSeq and is a predicted model, not a curated record. Lineage: Eukaryota; Metazoa; Chordata; Ceratodontiformes; Protopteridae. Gene Ontology annotation, molecular function: GTP binding; GTPase activity.